AUGUCAAAGACCAAUACCCCAACUGUUCUUUCUAAAUUCCAAGACCCUGUUAACUUUUGUCCGAAGGUUGUACUUUCUUUAUCAAUGGGAUCAACUGAUGUCUAUACAAUGGAGUUUCAACCUUCAUCCCAAAUCAAAACCCUUAAACUGUUUGAUGAAUGUCCAUAUAAUUCCAAUACUGAAAUUCAAGGUUCUCGGGAUAAUCUUGAAGAUCAGCGUGAGAAAGUUUCUUUAGCUUCUAAAUGUGAAAGCGGGAUUUCUGGUAUCGAUAAUGGGCAAGAUACUCAUAUGUUCAAGAAUGGCUUAAUAAGAGUUCAUGAGGAGGAUAAGAUGUAUGGGAUAAUCAAGAAUAAGUAUGUUUCUAGUUUGAGUAAUUGUGGACUGCAUACUGAAGUUGAGGCCAUACAUAAGAAAGAUUACUCUGGUGUCAUGUGCCAAGCGAAGUUACAGUCCUUUUGUAUAUACACACGAGCAAUGGAGCAAAAUAUCAGGGGCGGCGCCAAUGUCAAAUAUGCUUGGUAUGGUGCUUCCAAGAAUGAGCUCAACGACAUUCUUUUGCACGGUUUUGGCCAUUCCAUGAAUAUUGGAGAAUAUAGUGGUGGGAUUUGUCUUUAUCCGGCUGAUUACCCUAUCGGAAGUUUUCAAUCCUCUGUUGCUGAUGAGGAUGGAUUAAGGCAUUUGUUACUUUGUCGUGUCCUAUUGGGAAGGACGGAGAUUGUUCAACCGAAUUCAGGACAGUCUAAUCCAAGUUCUGAUAAAUUCGAUUCUGGGGUCGACAAUUUAGCGUGUCCUAAAAAGUACGUUGUUUGGAGCACUCGCUUGAAUACUCAUCUCUUGCCAGAAUACAUUGUUAGUUUCAGAUCUUCAACUGGUUUGGAAGGUUAUCAAAGAAUUUCGCAUCCUCUGAGAAGGCCAAUUUCAAAUUUUAUUCCAUUUCCAGCUCUCAUAAAAGCACUUUCGAAGUUCUUACCUCCUGAUGCCAUCAAAGUGAUAGCAAAACAUUAUGGUGAUCAUAAGGAGAAGAAGAUGACACGGCUCGAAUUGAUUCAACGAUUGAGAAAUAUAGCAGGGGACAAGUUGUUGCUUGUAGUCAUAAAGUCUUACAUGGACAAGAUGAAAGCACCGCAAAUCGGCUUCUCGCGUAACUGCAACAAUCGAGGCGUGAACUCAGACUUGCAGGAAUGGAUGACGUCUUUGCGAUAG
Fraxinus pennsylvanica is the source of this 1203-nucleotide messenger RNA. The record is from the annotation of a GenBank genome assembly. Lineage: Eukaryota; Viridiplantae; Streptophyta; Magnoliopsida; Lamiales; Oleaceae.